CUUAAUCUCUCCUUUAAUCUUUAACUUAGCAAGAUCAAUUGAAUGCUAUAAGUAUUUAUUAAACUUGUUUGUAUAACUGGUCUGUGAGCAAGAUCUCAUAUACUUUCUCUGAGUUUGAUCGAAGUUAGCCAUUAUGGAUUUCCAGAAAUGUAUGGUUUUCCUAUACCUUUCUUGUAUCAUCCUGUUAUCAACAGUACAGCCUGAUGAUGAUCUCUUCUGGUACUCACAAUGCGGAGCAAGUGAAAAAAAUUACACACAAAACAGCACAUACCACACCAACCUUAACACAGUUCUUUCGAACCUCUCGUCUAACCUCAACGACUAUGGAUUCUCCAAUGUUUCCAUGGGCGAUAAUCCCGACAGGGUGAGCGCCGUGGCGCUGUGCAGAGGUGACGUUGAGGCGGACAUAUGUCGUAGUUGCGUUGAGGAUGCAGGUGGGAAGACGGUGCAGUGGUGUCCCAAUCAGAAGGAGGCAUUCGGAGGGCACGACGAGUGCAUGAUCCAUUACUCCAACGUUUCCACCCUGGGUUCCUGGUCAAGCUUUCCUGAGAUAUACUUAGCGAAUCCAUAUAAUUCCUCCAUCCCAGAACAGUUCAAUCAAGGUUUACAAAAUUUGCUGGAAGAUCUACGGGGCCGUGCUGCAAAUGGUUUCCCCUUACGCAAGUUUGCGGCAAAUUAUACGAAAGGACCGGACUUCCGGACCAUAUUUGCAGCUGUGCAGUGCUCCCCUGAUUUGGCUGCUCCAAUUUGCUUUGAUUGUUUGACUUCUGCAUUCGAAUUUUACGCAGGAUGUGAAGAAUGCAAAGGCAAGAAAGGGGGGAGAGUAGUAAGCCCUAGCUGCAAUUUUCGCUUUGAGACUAAACGCUUCUACAAUCAUACUUUGAUUGGACCUCCACCAGGGCCAGAUGGUAAUAAUCAAACCGUCAUUAUUGUUGUUUGCAUUGCUGCGGAUCUUAUCGGGAUUGUUAUAUGCAUCUUUGUCAUCUAUAAAAAAUUGAAGAAAAGGAAGGCCCCCAAUAGCAAUACGGAGUGGCUUCUCUGUGGGGGCAGUGUUGUGGAGCCUUCUAUGAAUUUUGAAUUGAGUACCCUACAAAAUGCAACAGACAAUUUCUCAGAAGCAAAUAAGAUUGGAGAAGGAGAUUUUGGUAUUGUAUAUAAGGGUAAACUUCAAAACGGUAAGUUAAUUGCUGUGAAGAGGCUGUCUAAAAGUUCAAGGCAAGGUAAUCUUGAAUUUAAAAAUGAAGUGGAAUUAAUAGCUAAGCUUCAACACAAGAAUUUGGUGAAGUUGUUCGGUUAUUGCCAAGAAGAAGGAGAAAUGAUUCUUGUAUACGAAUUUGUUCCCAAUGGCGGCCUUGAUGACAUUUUAUUUGAUCCUGUGAAACGUGGAUACUUGAAUUGGGAGAGACGCUACAAAAUUAUAGAAAAUAUUGCUAGAGGGCUUGUUUAUCUACACGAAGACUCUCGCCAUCGCAUUAUUCAUCGUGAUCUCAAAGCUAAUAACAUUCUCAUAGACGAAGAUUUAAAUCCAAAAAUUGCAGACUUUGGGAUGGCUAGGUUGUUUGCUUUAAACCAAACCCAAGGCUCUACAAAUACAUUGGUGGGAGCCUACGGAUAUGUGGCACCGGAAUAUGCACGUUAUGGAAAAUUUUCAGAAAAGUCUGAUGUAUAUAGUUUCGGAGUGUUAGUUUUAGAAAUUAUAAGUGGACAGAGAAAUACCAUUCAAUAUGGAGAAUUCACAAGAGACCUUUUAUUCGAUGUUUGGACACAUUGGAAAAAAGGGUCUGUUUUAAAUGUGAUAGAUUCGAUAUUGAAACGUCCAUCAAGUCCAAUGCAUGAGAUAAAGAGAUGCAUCCAUCUGGCGUUGUUGUGUGUUCAAGAAAGUGCAGUAGAUAGACCAAAAAUGUCUCAAGUUCUUCAAAUGCUAAGUCGUAUCUCAUCUGUGAACCCUCCAGAGCCUUUGGACCCUGGAUUUUUUACUCAAGGCAGUGCCAAUUCAUAGGCUCUGAGGCAGUUUAAGAAGAAGAAAAUUUCAUUGGGUGAGCAUAUGGCAACCAAAUUGCCAAUGAGAUUGAGACCUGAUGGAGUGAUGGCAAAUAAUAUUUUAUUUUUAAAUCCGUUUCAGAAUGAGUGGUGAUUGUAUCUGUUUCAAAUAAUUUAUUUCAAAAUUUGUCCCAAAUAUAUUAUUUAAUUAUAAAAAGUUUGAAAUAAGUUUA
Messenger RNA from Ipomoea triloba (trilobed morning glory), 2213 nucleotides. RefSeq names its product cysteine-rich receptor-like protein kinase 26. Lineage: Eukaryota; Viridiplantae; Streptophyta; Magnoliopsida; Solanales; Convolvulaceae. The transcript is spliced from 7 exons. Gene Ontology annotation, molecular function: ATP binding; protein kinase activity. Bases 134 to 1999 code for a protein of 621 amino acids. The record is from RefSeq and is a predicted model, not a curated record. Gene Ontology annotation, biological process: protein phosphorylation.